Molecule: messenger RNA, 2009 nt
Organism: Trachymyrmex cornetzi
Lineage: Eukaryota; Metazoa; Arthropoda; Insecta; Hymenoptera; Formicidae
Product: putative nuclease HARBI1
Exons: 7
Coding region: 520-1683 (387 amino acids)
Source: RefSeq, a predicted model, not a curated record
GAUUCUACAAUGAGUUGAUAGUCGAAAAUCUUAAGUCUUAACCAGUCUUAACCUAAAUAUAUGAUUAUGAUUUUUCGCAUCUACAACUUAUUAAUGUAUAGGAAGUCGUUCAGCUUGACUAAUGGGAAGAAAUAAAGUCGAAUUUGGUAAGUCUUAAGAAAAUCGGUAGUCUUAAUCAUACAAGUUGGCUGUUGGCCAACUUCACCGAUUUACUGAUAAGACUUAUAGGACUACAGACUAUUGACUCGUUGUAGAAUCAGGAUUAUACGUAUAUUUUUAUUACUUAAGAAGGGGAUAUUAAAUUUGUUCAUAUUCAAUUAGUUUGUUUGAGGAUUUUGUAGCAGGACAGAAAAUUACUAAUCUGAUGAAGGCUUUAAAAUAUAGAAAUUUGCCGAGCGUACCUCUAAGUCGAAGGACACAGAGAUCCUGUGGACUGAUAGUCAGUCGCAUUUUAGUAAAUGCAUGCAUGUAUGCUAACAUAAUAUAGAAAAGAAUUUUGGAUAGACAGUAGAAUGAAACAUGGAUGCAAUAUUAUUUGCAAUGGAUGACGACUUAAAUAUUGAUAUGUUUAAUAAUGGACUGAAUAUCGCAAUAGUUAAUAAUGGAAUUAAUAUUGGUAUGCUCAAUUUUAUUAUAAAUGAUAUGGUCAAUCCCUUGCAAGAAAAUGAAAUAAUCGCACGACGUAAUGAAAGACCAAAAAAUGAAAAUUAUUUUGAAGGCAUUAUUCCGAGAUAUACAGACAUACAAUUUCUAGAACACUUUCGUAUGUCGCGAGUUAUAUUUGAGGCAUUAUUAAACGUAGUAGCACCUUUACUAAAUCCGGAAGAAUAUGUAGAUGUAAGCUCAUCAAAGAAAUUACUAUUUACAAUAUGGAUUUUGGCCAAACAAGAAAGUUUUUUAGCUACAGGUGACAGAUUUGGUUUAGCAAAAUCUAGUGGUCACAAUAUUUUUAAAAGUGUUAUAACUAUCUUGUCAGAUUUAAUGCCUCUCUAUGUUAAAUGGCCAGAUGCCAACGAAUGUCAAAUAUCCAGCAAUAUUUUUGGUAAUCGUUCGCGUGGUUUCCAAGGGGUUAUAGGUGCAAUUGAUGGUUGUCACGUUCCGUGUAAACUGCCAGUAAGAAAUCCACAUGAUUAUUAUAAUCGCAAAGGGUUUCAUUCCAUUAUAUUACAAGGGGUAUGCGAUCAUAGGGGAAAAUUUAUAGAUUGCUUUAUUGGUUUGCCAGGUAGAAUGCAUGAUGCAAGAGUAUUCAGACAAAGUCCAUUAUUUGAAAAUAUGUCGAAUGCAAGGUUACGUUUUAUACUACGACAGCUGCACUUAAUAGGCGAUUCAGCAUAUCCACUGGUGAUGAAUCUGAUGACACCAUAUAAGGACAAUGGUCAUCUAACAGUCUCACAAAUACGAUAUAAUACGAAAUUAAGUUGCAUUCAUUCAAGGACUGAAAGAUUGUUUGCGCUGUUGAAAGGAAAAUUUAGAAAACUCAAAUACCUUGACAUUUCAGAUUUUGAUCUAGGAAACAAAAUGAUUGCAGCUGCAUGUACAUUACAUAAUUUUAUAAUAGAUGGUGAUAAUUUGAAUAUAGAUGAUGAAGAUUAUUUAGAAGAGCAAAAUUUACAUGAAAUAGAACAAGAAGGAGAAGAAGAAAUACAAGAGGCUGUACAAAAGCGCAGAUAUAUUACAGAUUAGUUAUAAUUAUUAAAACGUAAUAAGUUAUAUUUACAGAUAAUAUAAAUUAUAUAAGUGACAUUCGUGACUAGACCUUAUCAUCCUAAUAUCAACAGUAUGGAAGUAUUUGUUUGGAUAUUUUAUGAUCUUACAUUAGUAGUCUCCAACACUCAUCAAAAGAUAUGUGUUUCAUGCAUUUGGAAAAAUAUAUUUUGUCAUUAGUUUUUUAAUAUUAUUAAUUAUUUUAUAGUGUUAUCGCCAAUAUAGUCCUUGCUGUGUGAUUCAAAUUCAGAUGAUCCAUUGGUACCAGAGAUAGCCAGGAUAUACAAAACCGACACAGGGAGAAG